AAACUUACUGCUUUUUAUUUUGUGUUUGUCUGCGUCUGCGAGUUGAACUGUUUAGACAAUUUUAGUGAUAAUUCGGAUUCACUGGGUCAGCAUUUUUGUAUAGCUUUAUUAAUUAAUAAUGUUUAAAAAUAUGAGGCUUAUUUUGGCACCUGGAUUGGUGGUUAUGGUAGUAAGAACAAUUUGUAGAGCAUCUUCAACUUGCUCAAAAUUUGAUGUAAACUUACUCCAUAAAAUAAAAGACAGCCACAAAAUACUAGUUAUGGCAGGAGCUGGAUUAAGCACCCCAAGUGGAAUUCCAGAUUUCAGGUCACCAGAAUCUGGAUUGUACAGUAAUCUACAGAAAUACAAACUUCCUUACCCUGAAGCCAUUUUUGACUUACACUUUUAUGCAAGCAACCCAGCUCCGUUCUUGGAUUUAGCAAAAACAAUAUACCCUGGGGCAGGAAAUAUCAAGCCAAACAUUGGCCACUAUUUUGUGCGUCUCCUGGAAACUAAAGGGAAAUUGCUCAGGAUGUAUACUCAAAAUAUUGAUGGCUUAGAACGAUUGGCUGGUUUGAAUGAAGAUCAUCUAGUUGAAGCACAUGGAGGAUUUUCCACAGCUUCUUGUAUCAGUUGUGGAAUAAAAAUGGAUACACAUAUUGUCAAAGAAAAAAUAAUGACAGGGAAGGAACCUAGAUGUGUUGAAUGCAAGAGCUUAGUAAAACCAGAUAUAACAUUUUUCGGGGAAAUGCUUCCAGAACGGUUCAUGUCCUUAUAUGAAGUAGAUGCGAUCGAUGCUGAAUUACUCAUCGUUAUUGGAACAUCACUUGUGGUUUAUCCAUUUGCUGGUCUGGCAGACAUGGUACCAGAUGACAUUCCCCGAUUACUGAUCAACCGUGAUGUAGUGGGAACAUUCGGCUCUCGACCUAAAGAUUCAGUUCUGAAGGGGGAUAUAAUUCAGUUAACUAAGAAUUUAAUUUCUGACCUUGGCUGGCUUGAAGACUUAAGUAAACUUAUGAAUAGUUCUGAUGUACAAAGUAGCAGAUUUGGCAGGAACUAAGCCAACAUCAUCAUUUAUGAGUUUUGUGGAUGAUAAACUUUUACAACAUUAUCAAACUGAAACACUGUUUGGUAUAAAUGUUUGUAAAAACUCGCCCAUAACAAUAUUUGAUCUUUGAAAUAUGAUAUCUACUGUAAUUACAAAAUGUUUUUUAAAUUAAAAUAAGACUUUACCAAUCACAAUAGGAACUGAACUGUAAAAAUAGUAUAUUUAAAUAAAUUUUACAAUAAAAACUGUCAUGUUGUAAAAACA
Messenger RNA from Homalodisca vitripennis (glassy-winged sharpshooter), 1291 nucleotides. Its product is annotated as NAD-dependent protein deacetylase sirtuin-3, mitochondrial-like. The coding region runs from base 119 to 1039 and encodes 306 amino acids. Gene Ontology annotation, molecular function: histone deacetylase activity, NAD-dependent; NAD+ binding. The transcript is spliced from 6 exons. The record is from RefSeq and is a predicted model, not a curated record. NCBI's taxonomy places the organism in Eukaryota, Metazoa, Arthropoda, Insecta, Hemiptera, Cicadellidae.